GCUACUUCCGAAGGCCCCGAUGCCAUGGAGGAGUGGGAUGUCCCCCAGAUGAAGAAAGAGGUAGAAAGUCUUAAGUACCAACUGGCCUUCAAGAGAGAGAUGUCCUCCAAGACCAUCCCUGAGCUCCUCAAGUGGAUCGAGGAUGGGAUCCCCAAGGACCCCUUCCUGAACCCUGACUUGAUGAAGAAUAACCCUUGGGUGGAGAAGGCCAAGUGCUCCAUUCUGUGA
Messenger RNA from Jaculus jaculus (lesser Egyptian jerboa), 228 nucleotides. It is a transcript of the gene Gng13, whose product is annotated as G protein subunit gamma 13. Gene Ontology annotation, cellular component: heterotrimeric G-protein complex. Gene Ontology annotation, molecular function: G-protein beta-subunit binding. Gene Ontology annotation, biological process: phospholipase C-activating G protein-coupled receptor signaling pathway; sensory perception of taste. The record is from RefSeq and is a predicted model, not a curated record. NCBI's taxonomy places the organism in Eukaryota, Metazoa, Chordata, Mammalia, Rodentia, Dipodidae. Bases 25 to 228 code for a protein of 67 amino acids. The transcript has 2 exons.